UCAGCUCACUGGGCCUUCGUGCGAUGGAAACGUGUCACACGGCCUGGUUCGAUGACGGCGACCUUUCAGAGAACGGCGACUCCGAGCUCCUGGCGGACUUGAGAAGGAACCACGAGGACAGAAUCUGCUCCGAGCCGCUGGACAUGACGGCUCAAACCGUCGCUGGAAUCCAAUCUCAGCUCACCAAGAACGUCUUUCACACCCACAGUGCAUCAGACGGUCUUUCCUGCCUCAACGCGGAGCAGGAGACAGAAGGUCCGUGUGCGGACUACAAGGUCCAGUUCACCUGCGCAGGAGAGUUCUGCUCAUCGUGUCGGACGAACUGGUUCGAUCAGGACGACCCGGACGGGAAUGGAGACUUUGAGAACCUCAGUGAUCUCCUCCAGAGGAACUCGGGUCAGAUCUGUCCUCGUCCCAUCGCCAUCGAAGUUCAGACCGUCUCGGGAGACCCGGCCUGGAGUACCUCUGAGACGUUUCUGAGCCUGGACACCACCUAUGGAUUUGCGUGUGUCAACGCCCGCCAGAACGACAGCAGCUGUGAGGACUACAAGGUCCGCUUUACCUGUCCUGAAGACUUCUGUCAAGUGUCCCAGGAGUGUCGUACCCAGUGGUUCAACUGCGACGACCCGUCGGACGACGGCGACGUGGAGUCCAUACAUCGACUCCUCAAGUCCUACCCGGGCCAGGUCUGCAGAAACCCGCUCCAAAUUGAGGCCAGGACAACGAGUGGACUGUCUUCCGAGCUCACGGCGGACAUCUUCCUCACCCAUGACGUGACUUUCGGCUUGGCGUGCAUCAACAACCAGCAGCAGCGUCAACAGUGCGAGGACUAUGAAGUCAUGCUGGUCUGUCCCUCGGACUUCUGUCACGGUUGCAGGACACGCUGGUUCGACCUGGAUGAUCCCACCAGGGAGGGCGACUACGAGACGCUCCUGCAGCUGCUCAGAGUUUACCCCCAGGAGGUCUGCUCUCAGCCUGUAGCCGUGGAAGCCAUGACAGUGUCUGGCAUCCCCGCAAACCUCACUGGCGACGUCUUCCACAUGUACGACGCUAGCGUGGGUUUUGCGUGUGUGAACGACGGGCAGCCGAGUGGCAAACGUUGCCAUGACUACAAGGUGAGAUUCACCUGCCUGCCUGCCUUCUGCUCUGCAUGAAACAUCUGCAAUGUUAC
Nerophis lumbriciformis (worm pipefish) is the source of this 1171-nucleotide messenger RNA. RefSeq lists its product as uncharacterized. NCBI's taxonomy places the organism in Eukaryota, Metazoa, Chordata, Actinopteri, Syngnathiformes, Syngnathidae. The record is from RefSeq and is a predicted model, not a curated record.